This is a messenger RNA of Lucilia sericata (common green bottle fly), 396 nucleotides long. Its product is annotated as RNA-binding protein 24-like. Lineage: Eukaryota; Metazoa; Arthropoda; Insecta; Diptera; Calliphoridae. The record is from RefSeq and is a predicted model, not a curated record.
GUAAAACUAAACAAAGCAAAAACACAAAUCAAAAUGUUCAAAUUCUUCGCUUUGUGCUUGUUCGCUGUUGUUGCCUUGGCUGCCGCUAAGCCCGGUAUUGUUGCCCCCUUGGCUUACUCAGCUCCCGUUGUAGCUGCUGCUCCCUAUACUGCUGCUACAACCGCUCCCUAUGCUGCCGCUUACACUACUCCUUAUGCUGCUGCCUACUCUGCUUACUCUGCCUAUCCUUAUGUAGCUUCUCCUUAUGCUGCUGCUUACUCUGCUUACCCCUAUGCUGCUUCUUAUGUCUUGCGCAAGUAGAUUUGAAUUUAAAGGAUUGAGUAAAGGAAUUUGUUAACGGAUUUGAAAUGAAAGAAAUAAAUUUACUCUUAUAGAGUAAAGUUUUUGAAAACGAAA